UUCCCACCUUUCUUUCUCUCCAAGACUUCACCCCUCAACGCAGGCCCCUCUGGCUGGGAAUGAGGGGACCUGUAGUCCAGACCUGUUGGAAGUCCCCUGAAAAGCCGGGCUAAGAGUGGAAUCCUUCCGUGCCGGAGACAGAGAGUUGGUUCUCGAACGGAUGCCUGGCCUCUCUUAGAUUCCACAGCUCUGUUGCUGUGUACAUCUCCUUCGCCUAGCAACCGGCCAGGCAUUCUGCCUUUUAAAGUGCCCCUGUUCCAGUUCCUUUUCCUCCCCUCCUCCUCCUACUCCCCCGAAGGGCAGGCUCUUCACUGAAAAGUCAGCCAUGGCGCCCAAGAAAAGGGGGCGCAAGAAAGAGGAAGCCCCCAAAGAGCCAGAGGUCGAUGAAAAUAUUGUGCCAGAACACAGCCGAGAGUUUUAUCUGAUCCAGAUCCGAGAUUUGGAAGGGCGCCUGGCCCGGUACCAGCAGAAAUGGGACCAGCUACAGGUAAGCGAAGAACUUUUCCGGAGCGAGUACGAAAAAAUGCUGACCGACAACAAGGAGAUUGUGGCGUUCCUGAAGAAGACGCUCAACCAGCGGGUGGACGAGAUCGCGGAGUUGACCGUCCAGUUGCAGAAUCUCCAACAGGCCAAAGACUUUGAGAAGGACGCCUUUGAAACACAGCUGGUCCAACUGAGGCACGAAUUCCAGGAAACCAAAGACCAGCUGACCUCGGAGAAUAUGGUGCUGAGUGGGAAGUUGGCCGCGCUGGAGGAAUUUCGGCUGCAAAAAGAUGAGAUUUUGGCCAAAUUUGCCGAGCGGGAAAAUCAGCUGAGAAAGGAAGAGGAGCAACACAAGGACAUCAUCUAUAACCUCGAACGGAAGGCAGUGAUUGAUAAAGAGAGAAUGAAGAAGGACAUGCUUCACCGGGUGAACGCCGUGGCGGCCGAGUUCCGCAAAGUGGCCAACAACCAGAUGGCGGAGACCACCAAGCGCACCAUCCGGGAGAACGUGGCCAUCAGCCUGCAGCUGACCAAGGUGACGGAGCAGAGCCUGCAGCUGAUCCAGGAGAACGAGCGCCUGAAGGAGAGCCGUGCCGAGGCCAUCAAGCAGCUCCAGCUGCUGGAGCAGAACGAGAAGAGAAUGGUCACCAACAGCCUCAGCCACCAGAAGAUCAUCUGGAUGUUGACGGAAAAAUGCAAAGAGCUUCAAAGUCAGCUGGACGAUCAUCUAAAAACGAAGAGCCUCCUGGCCAAAGUGCAGAAGUCAAACGAAGGCCUCUUCCAGGAGAAUUUUGUCCUCCGAGACGAACUGAGCAUAUUGAAGGAAGACCUGAGCCAAAAGCUAGCCAAGGAGCACGACCAGAUAAAGUUGCUGCAGAGCGAACAGCAGCGCAGGGUGAAUGCGGAGAGGCUCCUGAAGUACACAGCUCAGGGCCUGAAGGACGUGCUGAAGGAACGGCCGCUGGCGGAGGAGGAAGACGGCGACUUUGACGUGGUGUUCCAGCUGCGGCGUAAAAACGCCCUGCACGGCAUCCUACGCUUCGUCCAGAGGAGUGUCGCCCGACUGGAGGCUCAGCCGGGCCCCCACCCCGUCACAAUCGACAGCAAGGUGGUCAAAGUCACCAACCUGUCCAGAAGCGUCUCCAGCGAAUGGCACACGAAGGCCUCGCGCACCACCUCCCACUGCAACCUGUUAAAGAUGCCCAGGCCGGCGCACAGCCUGCCGUCCCUUGAAUCCGUAUCCGUGUCAUCCACGCAGCUGAUCCGGCUUCGUCCAUACGGCAGCGCCAACGAGUCUUUACUGUCAUGGAGAGCCGAGAAUAACGGUAAAAGCAACCUGCCAGACAGGAAUGCGAGCCAGGAAGAGGUGCAGACGUCGGAGGAGCUGAUCAUCCGUGAAGAGUUGCCGGAAAUAGUGGUUCAUCUCGCCAAGCAAGAACUGCUCAGCAAGUAGGGCGGAA
This is a messenger RNA of Thamnophis elegans (Western terrestrial garter snake), 1943 nucleotides long. RefSeq names its product cilia and flagella associated protein 157 (gene CFAP157). Lineage: Eukaryota; Metazoa; Chordata; Lepidosauria; Squamata; Natricidae. Gene Ontology annotation, biological process: sperm axoneme assembly. Gene Ontology annotation, molecular function: microtubule binding. Bases 326 to 1936 code for a protein of 536 amino acids. The transcript has 9 exons. The record is from RefSeq and is a predicted model, not a curated record. Gene Ontology annotation, cellular component: cilium; ciliary basal body.